AUGAUAACGAUGAUAUUCAUCUACUUGGGGGCCAAGGACAACAGCGGGCUGGAGCACAAGCGAGCCGACGACGUGUUCAUCAUGUUCCGUGGCAUGUGGCUGCUCAUCAUCCUCAACUGGUGCUGGGGCAUCGACAUGUACACGUGGACCAAGUAUCGCGUCAGCUACGCGCUCAUCUUCCUCUUCGACAUGCGGUCCCACAUUUCAUGGCAGCAGGUGAUGGAAUCGGCCGCCGUGUUCACAGUCGCGUGGCUGCUGUUCGUGGUGUGUUAUCUGCUCUCGGCCAUCAGUCCGGUGCCGCUGGAGUGGAUGGAUGAAAUCCCCUACCAGGUGUUCCCCGGCUGUCUUGGUCUACUCGUGGUCCUGGUGAUGCUCGUUCAGCAGUCUACGUGCAAGUAUUGGCUGAUACGCCGGCUGACUGACCUGGUGCGCCUCGCGCCCGAAAUCAUCAGAGUGUACAAGAUCAUAGUGUCGCCGGUGGUCGGGGUCGACAAUUUUGUAGACAUCUAUCUCGCCUCGCAGUUGACCUCGCUGGUCAUCUUUCUCCAGGAUGUGCAAUUUUCGGUCUGCUUCUUUGUGAGUGACGCAUGGACCGGCGACGAUAUUUGCAUGCGGUCCCGCCCUUACGCUAUGCCUCUCAUCGCUGCCAUACCAUUUGUGCUUCGCUUCCUGCAAUGCCUGCGCAAGUUCAUAGGGUCGCGAGAGCGCUGGCACAUUGUCAACGGUGGAAAAUACCUGAGCUCCCUCGCUGUAAUUAUUUGUUCGUUCUUCCUCUACUUCUUUGGCCAUCUGGCCUUGCUCGCUCCCUGGAUCGUCGCGGUCGUGGUGUCGGUGGGCUACAACUUCUAUUUCGACGUGCGCUACGACUGGGGCCUGCUCGACGUGAAGUCCAGCAACUGGCUGCUCCGCAACAAGCUGAUUUUUCCUCGCUGGUGGUACUACGUGGCCAUCGCGCUCAACCUGUUGGGUCGCUGCUCGUGGGCGCUCACCGUCUCGGCGUCCUUCUUCCCCACCACCAACAUGAUCUUUUCAACCAUCAUCGCCACGCUGGAAGUCCUGCGAAGGGGACUGGGCAACAUUUUCCGCCUCGAAGACGAGCAACUGUCCUACACGGAAGUGCGCAGGGCGACGCGCGACGUCAAGCGCUAA
This is a messenger RNA of Acanthamoeba castellanii str. Neff, 1149 nucleotides long. RefSeq names its product EXS family protein. Gene Ontology annotation, cellular component: membrane. Lineage: Eukaryota; Discosea; Longamoebia; Acanthamoebidae. The coding region runs from base 1 to 1149 and encodes 382 amino acids. The transcript has 11 exons. The record is from RefSeq and is a predicted model, not a curated record.